AUGAAUUUAGAUGGCAAAGAAGAAGUGGUUAUUUCUGGAAUAUCUGGAAGAUUUCCGAAAAGUGAAAAUAUUAAUGAAUUAAUAGCGAAUUUAAUAAGUGGAAAGGAUUGCUCGACUAUAGAUCAUAAAAGAUGGAAAUUAGAUCCUAUUUCCAAAAUACCAUCUCGUUUGGGAAUAAUUUCUGACUUAACGAAAUUUGACAACUUCUUUUUUGGAAUUAGUACAUUCCAGUCAAAAAAUAUGGCGCCAGAAUUUAGAAUUGCAAUUGAAACUACUUUUGAAGCAAUUAUUGAUGCUGGAAUAAAUCCUGCAGAGCUACGCGACAAGAAAACCAAUGUUUACGGGGUAUUGAGUUUAUAUGAGUCAGAUAGUUAUCUUAUGAGAGCUCUAGGAAAGAAAGAUGGAUAUACUUUAACGGGGUAUUGCCGUGGUAUGCUAGCAAACCGGAUCUCAUUUGUUAUGAGUCUAAUUGGAUCAAGCUGUAGUAUUGAUUCAAAUUGCACAUCAAGUGCAUUAGCAAUUCAAAAAGCUUACCAAGCUAUUAAAGCUGGAGAUUGCGAUAAUGCGAUUGUGUGUGGUGGAGCCUUAAGUUUACUUUCUAAAACAUCCUCUCAACUCUCUGAAUUAGGUUUGUUGUCAUCCGACGGGCUAAACAGGUCUUUCGACAAAAAUGCUUCUGGAUUCUUAAGAAGCGAGUCAGUAGGAACUAUUUUCUUACAAAGAGCUAAAGAUGCAAAGCGAGUAUAUGCUGAGGUCGUUAAUAUUUGUGUUAGUUACACUCCAGCAAUUUCAAGAAAAACUUGUWUAUUUUCUACAGCUGAAUUUCAAGCUCAAAUAAUGAAACAGACAUUGAAACAAUGCAGUUUAAGACCUAGCGAUGUAAAUUACAUCGAGGCCGAUGGUACAGCAAUCAGAUCAAUGGAUCUAGAAGAAUUAAAUGCGAUAGAUCUUGUUUAUGGUCAAGAUCGAAGUUAUUCUAAUCCUCUCUUAAUAGGAUCUAUUAAAUCAAACAUUGGUUAUACAUUUAAUAAUAAUACAUUAAAUUCGAUAAUCAAGGUACUAAUUGCUAUGGAGACCGGAGUUAUACCACCGAAUCUUCAUUAUUCCGAGCCUCCGGAAGAAGCUCAAUGUCUUCAGGAGGGACGCGUAAAAGUCRUUACAAAACCAACAAUUUGGACGGAUUGUUACGCUGCAGUUAACACAGCUGCAUUAAAUGGUUCCUUCUCGCACAUUAUCUUGAAACGUCAUUCAAAAGAGAAGCUGGGUAGAAAGCUUUCACAAAAUAAUAUGCCACGGCUUUUUGUAGCUUCUUGUCGAACUCAAGAAAUGAUGACAUCGAUCUUCAAUACCUUGAAUUCGAACAGAGGAGAUGAUGAAUUUGCUCAAUUAAUUAAUGACAUUACUGAGAAACCAUUUCCUCAAUCAUUGUAUUCUGGAUAUACAGUAAUUCCAGAAUCUGAAGUAACUAACUCAGAACAAUCGAUAGAGAUGAUUAAUGACAAUUUGUCACCUCAAUCUCGACAGAUAUGGUUUGUUUUUUCGGGGAUGGGAUCACAAUGGACUGGAAUGGGUGAAUCACUGAUGAAGAUACCAAUCUUUGCUGAAGCAAUAAAAAGGUGUGAUAAUGUUUUAAGACCUCGAGGUUAUGAUAUUAUGCAUAUUAUAUGUGACAAAGAUCCAACUAUAUACGAUAAUAUUAUAAAUUGCUUUUUAGGAAUAGCGGCAAUACAAAUUGGUCUAGUGGAUAUUYUAUAUGCUGUUGGCGUUAAACCGAAUUACAUGAUCGGGCAUUCUGUUGGUGAGCUUGGUUGUUCUUACGCAGAUGGUUGCUUUUCUGCUGAAGAAAUGAUUUUAAGUGCUCUCUCUCGAGGUUUGGCUUCUGUAGAAAGUGACUUAAUACACGGAACGAUGGCUGCAGUUGGUCUUGGCUACCAAAAAAUUCGAGAUAUUUGCCCUGAAGACAUUGACGUUGCAUGUCAUAAUGGACCAGAAAGCUCUACAAUAAGUGGACCAACCGAAUCAAUAAAUGUUUUUGUAAAAGAAUUACAGAAUAAAGGAAUAUUUGCUAAAACCGUUCCAACUAAUAAUAUUGCAUAUCAUAGUCGUUACAUUUCUCCAGCUGGUCCAAAGUUGUUGGAUUACCUAAAAAAAGUCAUUCCUUUUCCAAAAGAACGCAGUUCUCGUUGGAUAUGCACGUCUAUCCCGCAAAACGAAUGGCUUUCAAUGAAAGCUCAAGUUUCUUCACCUGAAUAUCAUACAAAUAAUCUUCUUUCUCCUGUUUUAUUCGAAGAAGUAAUAAAAAUGAUUCCAAAGAAUGCUAUAACCAUUGAAAUUUCACCGCAUGGACUGCUACAGGCAAUUUUGAACAAAUCGUUACAAAAAAACUGCAUUAAUUUAACAUUAACAAGACGGGGCUCAGGAAAAUUUGAAGUUAAAUGUAAAGAAGGAAUCAUGUUAGCUUCUGGAACUAUACGAGUAGCAGAAACUGAGAAAAAAGUUAUUCCUGAAAUUAUUUUACUGAAAAAGGAAACAGAAUUUUUAAACGAAGAAGAUAUUUAUUCAAAUCUUCUUUUACGUGGUUACCAGUACGAAGAAUCUUAUAAUAUUAUUAGCAGACUUUCWACAUCGUGUACCAAUGGUACGUUUAAAUGGAGCAGUGAUUGGAUGUUAUWACUAGAAGGAUUAAUUCAAGUGCAUAUUAUCAGCAGUAGGAACAAAAAUAUGUUGAUACCGAGUAGGAUAGAAAAACUCGUCAUCGACUUGGCACAAUUAACUGACAAAAUGAAAGAAAAUAAUGAGCUAUCUAUGAGAUUCGACAAACACAUAAAUGUGAUAGCUUGCCCCGGAAUUGAGAUGAUUGGGAUUCAAUUUCAGGAAAUAAUAUUUGAAAACAGUCAUUGGGAAAUUAUAACGGAUGAACUUCAAUUUAUCCAGAAUGUAGAUAAAACAGAGUUGAAUAUUGACGACGUAUUAAACGUAGUAAUAGGAUUAAUUUCCACAAAUAUUAGCAAAAAAAAUAUCAAAAAAAUAUUGACAAUGAAUGAGGAUUUUAUUUUGACGAUUAUAAAUAAUGCGCACUUUAAGGAUGUAAGAAAAUUUAUUAGUACUCUCGAUAAAGAAUCAUUUUUAUUGACAACCAUGGAAACAGAAGAGAAAGAUAAUGUGAUUUCUGCAUUAGCAAGUGUUGGAUUAAAUGUCAUCUUAAAGAUCAACAUUUCUCUUUGUCGUAUUGUUCUGCUUUUACGUAAAGAAAGAAAUUUAAGAAAAACGAUUGUUUUGAGUAACCAAGAAAACUGUCUAGAUCAAUUAAAGAUCUGUUUGCGAGACUCAAAAUAUGACAAUAUUAUAUUUGUGGUAAACACUAUUAUCGAUAAUGAUAUAUUUGAGAUACUUCGAGAUAUAAAACGAGAACCGGGAUAUAAGAAACUUCAAAUUUUUGACUUACAAGAUGAAAAAGCACCAAAAUUCUCACUUCAAAAUAAAUUCUAUGAAUCACAAGUAAAGCUUAAUCUUCGUGAAAACGUCUUAGCGCCAAAUGGGGAAUGGGGCACAUACAGAUGGAUGCCAUUGUCAGUGAAGUCUACUUCUUCUUUGCGUUGGAAAGCACAAAUAAAUAAACCAAUUUCUUUAGAAUGGACGGAAGACCUACCACUGUUUAGAAAAAAAAAUGAAAGUGUCGUAGAAGUAGAGUUUGCAGCAUUCGACUUGAAUGUUUACGAGUACUAUUUAAAUAGUGACGUCAGCUUAGAAUCACAAAUAUUUCUUACWGAAUAUUCAGGAAGAGAUGAAAAAGGUCGUAGAGUAAUGGGGCUUGUUAAUAAUUUAACUAUAAGCAAUGAAAUUUUACCAGAUCCAGAUUUAACUUGGAUUAUUCCAGAAACGUUAAGCUUUGAAGAUGCUGCAACGAUUCCCCAAGCUUAUUUAGCAGCUUUUAUUAUUUUACAUUCAGAUAAAGGAAAGUUUGAAACUAUUAAAACUGUAUUAAUACAUUUUGGUGCUAGUGACAUAGGACAGGCUCUUAUAAAUUUAUCUUUAUUAUAUAAUUUUGAUGUUUACACUACUUAUGAAACGGAAGCAGAAAAACGAGUGAUCGAGACAAUACGACCAAGCUUACCACAGACUCAUAUUAUAAAUGUUAAAAAUUAUAAAAGUUAUAUUCUAAAUAUUACAAAAGGCAAAGGUUUUGAUUUUGUAGUAGCAAACUAUUCCGUCUUAGACGAUAUGGAAAAUUGUUUAGACAUUGUUAAAGAUUUAAAACAUUUGGUUAUGACUUAUGAUUAUAAAGGGCCUAGUUACUAUCCGAUACCACUAUAUAAUUUUAAUAGGAGCAUAAGUAUAUACGGCUACUGUUUACAAGACCUUAUUAAGUUGCCAACGAAAAUUAARAGAGAAGCAGCAGAUCUGAUGAGAACAGCUCUUAAAAUGGGCAGCUUAAAACCAAUUAUAUCACGAAGACUUUUUCUUCAAGGAGCAACGGAAGAAAGAAGCAUUGAUGCUUGUGAACGUUAUGGAAAAGUUUUAGUCAACUUGCAAGAAGAUAAAACACUUUCCAAUAUCAUUUCUCAAUUUUGGUUCCAUAGCGAUAAAUAUUACCUUGUCAUCGAUGGUUUCAAUAUCUUUGGCAAAGUACUGAUUGAAUGGAUGAUCGAACAAGGAGUUAAAAAAUUCAUCAUUGCUUCUGAUAUGUCUACACAGGGUCACGAAUGUGCGGUCCUUAAAUGGCGCGAAAAUGGAGUAACGGUCAUUGUCCGACAUGAAGAUGACUURAGCAAUGUCACAUGUAUUGAGAAAUUAUUCAAAGAAGUUUUAACUAUAGGUCCACUAGAUGGCAUAUUUGAUCUACAAAGAACGAAGAUUGAUUCUUCAAUUUCUUCGUUAAAGUAUUUCAAAGUUACUAAAAUACUAGAUGAAUAUAGCAGAAAGCUUUGUCUGUCUCAUGUAAAAUUCUUUAUUUUCUCUUCGUUCGACUUAGACGGAGAUGGAUUAAGAGACACUAAUAUUGAAAAAUUAUGCAAAAAAAGAAAAAAAUCUUCGCAUCAUGGUUUAUUUAUUUUAUUGCCUAAUCUUUUAGAAAAUGCAGUAGCUGACGAAAAAUUAAAAAAUGUAUAUUACAUAAAAAUGUCAUUACUUUUAAAACGACUAAACUCUAUACUAUGCACAGAAUCUUCAAUAAUCGCUGUUCGCCAUUUAAUAAAAGAUAAUUCCGUAGAUGGCAACGAGAAAAAUAUUCUCGUUAGGGGGACCGAAAAAGAGCAACGAUCUGAAGAAAAGGAUCCACAAGAAAAGGAAGGGAAAUAUGAACCAUGUCCACCGUCAAUGCUUCUUAGUGAACACAUUGUUCUAAAACUUAUCGACUCAUAUACAAGCUGUGGAAGAAAUAUUCAACCGAUAACUUUUUCACUAGCAUGUCAAAAUUAG
This is a messenger RNA of Polistes dominula (European paper wasp), 5418 nucleotides long. RefSeq names its product fatty acid synthase-like. The record is from RefSeq and is a predicted model, not a curated record. Lineage: Eukaryota; Metazoa; Arthropoda; Insecta; Hymenoptera; Vespidae.